Phialemonium atrogriseum is the source of this 1562-nucleotide messenger RNA. Its product is annotated as major facilitator superfamily domain-containing protein. Bases 1 to 1137 code for a protein of 378 amino acids. Gene Ontology annotation, cellular component: membrane. Gene Ontology annotation, molecular function: transmembrane transporter activity. Gene Ontology annotation, biological process: transmembrane transport. Lineage: Eukaryota; Fungi; Ascomycota; Sordariomycetes; Cephalothecales; Cephalothecaceae. The record is from RefSeq and is a predicted model, not a curated record. The transcript is spliced from 2 exons.
AUGGCGACUGCAGUGAACGAGUCGGAAGUCUCUCGCCAAGAUGAGGAGCAGAACACAACCAUAGCCACCGGGUUCGUUCAAGAGAAAGUCCCCCCCGGUCCUCUCGAUUUCGAGGAAGCACCCGACGGCGGUGCUAGAGCCUGGCUCGUUGCGGCGGCGGGUUCUUCGAUCUUCUUCUGUUGCCUGGGCGUCUCAAACGCAUUCGGCGCCUUUGCACAGUACUACUCAACACACCAGCUCCGUGAUGAAUCGCCGGAUAACAUCGCCUGGAUUGGAUCCCUGUCGGCCUUCCUCCAGUUCGCGGCGGUGCAUGGUCGGAGGACCGUUGUUAUCCGGCCGGCUGCGGUUGCUUACAUCUUCGCCAUAAUGAUGCUAAGCCUGUGCAACAAGUAUUGGCAAGUCAUGCUCGUGCAGGGAGUCCUAAUGGGCAUCGUCAUGGGCCUCCUACAAUUUCCGGCUUUCGCAGCAGUGUCGCACUACUUCGAUAAGAAACGAGCGGCGGCCUUCGGCGUGGUGGUGUCCGGAUCAUCCAUCGGCGGCAUCGUCAUCCCCAUUGCCCUGUCAAAGAUGCUGAACAGCUCUUCUCUGGGGUUUGGGUGGUCGGUGCGAGUCAUCGGCUUCCUCAUCACGCCCAUCCUAGUUUUCGCAUGCGUCGCCAUCCGGGCUCGCCUGCCAUCAAGGACAAGCACCUUCUGGAUCCCUGCGGCGUACAAGGACGUCAAAUUCCUCCUCAUCAUCGCCGCCUUGUUCUUCAUCUUCAUCGGCAUGUUCACCCCGCUCUUCUUCAUCCCGAUAUACGCCGUCACGAGAGGCACGGACCCGACGCUGGCCGGCUACCUGCUCGCCAUCGUCAACGCGGCUUCGACAUUUGGACGCAUCAUCCCGGGCGUGCUGGCGGAUAGAUACGGGCGGCUGAACGUGUUCGCAUUUGGCGGGAUAUCCACCGGCAUCGUCGUCUUCUGCUUGAACUCGACGACGACCAAUGCGGCGCUGAUCGUAUACUCGGUUGUCUUUGGUUUCGUGUCGGGGACUAUCAUCUCAGGGGCUUCCGCAUCCAUCUCCAUCUGCACCACAGACGCCCGGGACAUGGGGACGUACAUGGGAAUGGGCAUGUCCAUCAGCGCUCUGGGGGUCUGAUAGGCCCUCCGGUGAAUGGCGCCAUCGUCGACAGGUACGGGGGCUUUUUGCAGUUAUCCAUGUUCAGUGGAGCUAUGUGCCUCUUCGGUGGCUGUAUUGUGCUUGUGACCAAGGCCGCAACCCCUCAGGGUAUUCUGGGGAGGGUAUAGGAAAGGGAAGGCCUUAGAGAAAGCUUAAGUCACACUGAUGGCAUGCUGCAAUAGAAGCCACUGUAGCCUUGUGAUAAACUCAAGCUUCCGGAGGAGGAAGCGAGGGCAAAACAGCGCCAUACGAUACUAGGGUAUUGUAGCUAGGGUACCUGGGUUGGCACGCUUAUCGGACUCCACCCUCCCUCCUCUGCGCUCCUUCUCCCUCCCAUCGUCGCACAUCCACAGCUCCAUGCAGUCACCCUGUUCACAUGCACUGGGAAUAUAUAAUUACAUUAG